This is a messenger RNA of Sarcophilus harrisii (Tasmanian devil), 623 nucleotides long. RefSeq names its product keratin-associated protein 6-2-like. The transcript has a single exon. NCBI's taxonomy places the organism in Eukaryota, Metazoa, Chordata, Mammalia, Dasyuromorphia, Dasyuridae. Bases 29 to 331 code for a protein of 100 amino acids. The record is from RefSeq and is a predicted model, not a curated record.
CCCACCCACCCAAGUGAAUCCUGACACCAUGUGCUACUACGGUGGCUGCUAUGGGGGCCUGGGCUAUGGCUAUGGCUCUGGUUAUGGCUGUGGAUGUGGCUGCUUCCGUGGCCUAGGCUAUGGAGGCUAUGGCUGUGGAGGCUGUGGCUAUGGAGGCUAUGGCUAUGGAGGUUAUGGCUGUGGAGGUUGUGGCUAUGGAGGCCUGAGGUAUGGAGGCUAUGGCUGUGGCUGUGGAAGCUGUGGCUAUGGAGGUCUGGGCUAUGGAGGCUAUGGCUGUGGCUGCUGCCGUCCAUCUUGCUGUGGAAGGUAUUCUUCCUAUGGCUUCUACUGAAAAACCCCUUGCUUCUGGGCUCUCAAGGAGUCUAUAAUCCUGGAAGGACAUCACCUUACAUCUGUGUCUAUAGCUGGGCUACAUGGGAAUGCUACCACAACAGGGUUUAGCAAUCCCCAUGGCACAUUCAGGGCACUGAAGUGGCAGUGACCAAGAAACAGCAGGAUCUGUCCUUCUGGCAAGUGACACAGACUCUCACCUGUCAUGAGUGACUUCUCCAGCAACUCCUUCCCAACAACUUGGCUCCCUCCUCAUACAUUAUUGUGUCUUUUAUGACUUUGCAAUAAACUUG